Molecule: messenger RNA, 2083 nt
Organism: Wasmannia auropunctata (little fire ant)
Lineage: Eukaryota; Metazoa; Arthropoda; Insecta; Hymenoptera; Formicidae
Product: mitochondrial folate transporter/carrier
Exons: 6
Coding region: 311-1309 (332 amino acids)
Biological process (GO): mitochondrial transport; nucleotide transport; folate import into mitochondrion
Cellular component (GO): mitochondrion; mitochondrial membrane
Molecular function (GO): folic acid transmembrane transporter activity; FAD transmembrane transporter activity
Source: RefSeq, a predicted model, not a curated record
GUAUGGCGGUGUUCGGCGUGCGCGGUGGAGUUGUGGUUUGGUCGUCGGUGCGUUGCAUAAUCGGCGGUAACCAGCUGUGAUCGCGGGGGCGAGCGAGCGCGAACAAGCAGGCGGCGCGGUGAGUUUCGACAACGAUUGACGCUACGACAGCUCGACGACAGUGCCUCCCGCGGACCAAGAGAUAUGCCGCAGAGUGGAGGCGCGCAUUGUUAGCGCUGGCAAGGAUGCGGGAUCGGUCAUCGCCAAUCACGGAUCGGUAACGAACGGCGAGGAGCGGCGGCACGUAGUCGGCGACAGCGUACCGCUCAGCAUGACGGCGAUCAAGGGCAGCGGCACGCCGGGCGCCCCGCGCCAGCUCAACGUCCUGAGCAACUUCAAGUACGAGUACUUCGUCGCGGGCAUCUCCGGCGGCGUCGUCUCGACCCUGAUGCUGCACCCGCUGGACCUAAUCAAGAUCCGAUUCGCAGUGAACGAUGGUCACACGAAGGCGGCACCGCGGUACAACGGUCUCAGAAAUGCCAUCGCUCAGAUCGUUAAAACCGAAGGUUUGCGUGGGCUCUACAGGGGUGUAACACCGAACGUUCUGGGAUCGGGCAGUUCGUGGGGUUUCUACUUCUUCUUCUACAACACGAUAAAGACUUCGAUCCAAGGUGGCAAUUCGAAGAAACCGCUCGGACCGUCGAUGCAUAUGUUCGCUGCAGCUGAUGCCGGAGUGCUUACAUUGCUCAUGACUAACCCGAUCUGGGUGGUAAAGACGCGGCUGUGCUUACAAUACGCUGACGAUGUGAAUAUGGCGGAGUCCAAGAAGUAUCGCGGCAUGAUUGAUGCUUUAAAGAAGAUUUACAAGACGGAGGGUAUUAGAGGCUUAUAUAAGGGUUUAGUUCCUGGAUUAUUUGGUGUUUCACACGGUGCGAUACAGUUCAUGGCGUACGAAGAGAUGAAGAAUAAAUACUACAAUUACCUGAAUGUACCCAUCGAUACGAAAUUGAGUACUACUGAAUACAUCGUUUUCGCGGCUUUUUCCAAGCUGAUCGCUGCAGCGUCGACGUAUCCUUAUCAGGUGGUGAGGGCGCGGCUUCAGGAUCAUCAUCACGAUUAUCGGGGCACCUGGCAUUGCGUCCAAUGCACAUGGAGGUAUGAGGGUUGGCGUGGCUUUUACAAGGGUUUAAGCGUAAACCUCACCAGAGUGACCCCGGCGACAGUUGUCACGUUUGUGGUCUACGAAAAUGCGCUUCAUUAUCUGCAAUCCCAGCGCGCCGCCGUGAAAGGAGCGAUCACCGUGCCUGCGGUUAACAAACUGAAGGAGUAAGGUAAAACCAGGGGAUUUCUCGGAGUUUUGCCGAAAUACACGUGUAAUCGUGUGUUCGGAGUCGUGCGAAUAAUAUUCUGCUACACGACACAUGGGACUGAGAAACCAGUGAAUCGUAAUUACAAUAAUAAAAUUCUACUGUGAAGAAAAGACUUAAGGUACAAGCUUCAAAAAACAACGGUUUAAAUUUGUCGCAAAUGAUCACAGCAUAGCUGGACGGAGAAAAGACUGCAAGCAUUAGAAUUAAUAAUCUUAAGGAAAGCUCAUUACUUGUUUAUUUAAUAUUUUUAUUUGCCAAUAGUAGAUAUAAUAAGUACUUCUCACAUUGUUUUAAAAUCUCGUAGAUAUUUUUUUUAAGUGUUAUCCAUGAUUUUUUUUGUUAAUACUACAUUUCAUUUUGUCAUAAUAAUUGUCUUUAUCUUGUAUUACUUUUUAUCGAUGUAGGAGUAUUCCUAGUAGAAAAGCUUUAAUAGAGAUUAGAAAAUUUCUAAUGUUACAGUGGCCUGUGUGUAAAUCAUCCUUGAAUAAAAUAUAAAAGUUGGAUGCUUGAAGAAUACAAAUGAUAGAAGUUUUCGGAUGCUUGUUCGAAUUGCACCGAUGAUAAUAAAAAUCGUUUGCAUUGAUUAUUUACAUUGAAAUUGCAUCUUUAUUUUUCAUGCACAAUUUGAUUACAUUCGCGAGUUUUUGCAAGACAUAAUAGUUAUUGUAUGUUUUCUGUUAUAAUUACAAUUACAAAUUUGUUAAUUAUAGAGAAAGAUAAGAUUUUGAAUGAUA